AGUCGGCACAACAUCUUCGUCGCGAGCGGAAACGCGAGCCCCGAAGUGCGGUAACGCAUUCUCUCUCUCACGGUGUAAGACGAACACAGGACAGGCCGGAAGUGGAAACGCGCGUUGAACGUUAACUCUCCCUCUCUGUCUCCCUUGCUCUCUCAAUCAAGCUCGCAUUCUCUCUCUCGGUGAAUGUACCUUGCGCUGUAACCCGCUAUCUCUAUCGCGAAUCUUUUCAAAUUUGAUUCAGACACUUGCGAGGAACGCUCUCUGUUUCUCUCGGGUCACCUCUUUCUCGCAUAUUUCUCGGAGAAAAUAGCCGCGGAGGAGUAAAGACUGUCAGUGCGAUCUACCGAUUUUACAAAUCUAGGGUAACAGAUCCCGUUUCUCUUCGCUUUCUUUGCUUUUUCGUUUUCAUUUUAUACGCGCCGAGUCACAUCAGUCAUUAGCGCACACCGGCGAGAUAUCGAUACACGUCGGCGUAAUCCACGACGAGACGUCCCGGUAAGUUGCAGACGCACGAUGACCGCGACCGCGACCGCGCCAAGGUAAACGCUAGCAAGGAGGUCACGACGCCGGUGAAUUGUGUUAAGUGCGCCAAGCAACUUAUCCGUUGAAGUGGCUCGCGAGAUAUCUCCUCGCCCGUUGGUGUACACUCGACGGUAAACGACACGCGCGCGCUUGCGGCGGCGGUGUAGCGUCUAACGGUCGAUAUAUCGACGCGACAUUGUGCGCGAAAACCGCCGGAAACAAGAAGAGGGCAAGGAAACGAGCCCGCGGUAAUAAGACCCGUUCGGGAAAAGACGAGGGGACGAAGUAAUAAGGCGAUAAGGAGACUGCCGGGAUGCUGCACGAGGAGCCGUUGAGCUCCAGCUAACACGUGGCGAUUACGCACACACUCCGCAGUCGCGAGAAUGUACGGGCAGCGUGUUUCGUCGUGAGAGGCUGGGACCUCCAGGAUGCCAGGGGUGUGGAAGUUGCUACGUAUGCUGAUCUACAUGGUGGUUGGCCUGAGGAGCGUCAGUAGCAACAGCGACAUUUGGCCGCUGGAGAGACCAGAGGGCAUGCCAGCCAUUCAAUCCUUGGAAGUGAUGUGCGGAAAAGACCACAUGGACGUCCACCUCUCGUUCUCGCAACCCUUCGAGGGCAUCGUCUCUUCCAAGGGUCAGCACGCGGACCCACGAUGCGUCUACGUGCCACCAUCCACCGGCCAGACGUUCUUCUCUUUCCGGAUAGCCUACGCCAUAUGCGGAACGAAGCCGGAUAUGCACGGGCAGUUUUAUGAGAACACGGUGGUCGUGCAGUACGACAAGGACCUGCUCGAGGUUUGGGACGAGGCUAAGCGAUUGCGAUGCGAAUGGUUCAACGAUUACGAGAAGACCGCGUCGAAACCGCCGAUGGUUAUCGCGGACCUCGACGUGAUACAGCUGGACUUCAGAGGCGACAACGUGGACUGCUGGAUGGAAAUUCAGCACGGGAAAGGCCCGUGGGCUCCACCGGUGUCUGGAAUCGUGCCGCUCGGCUCUACUCUCACUCUGGUCGUCGCCAUAAACGAUUACCGAGGUGAGUUCGACAUGCGGGUCAAGUCGUGCGUAGCUUCGGACGGCGGCGGUCACACAAUACAGCUCAGCGACGAAUUCGGCUGCGUGCUGAGACCGAAGAUGAUCAGCCGGUUCUUAAAAGCGCGUGGCUCGGACGACCGCGCGACAAUCAUCACCUACGCCUUCUUCCACGCCUUCAAAUUUCCAGACGCGCUCAGCGUUCAUAUCAAGUGCAAGGUGGAGAUAUGCCGGCACGGUUGCCUGGACCACUGUCAAUUGAGCGGCUCCGUAGCCCAUUACAUUCAAGAGAGGAAGGACCAAGUGCAGCCGCAAUAUAUACAACAAAGCUCCACUCCCUCCAUCGUUUCUCACGACGACAACAGCAGCGCGGACAAAGAUCACGAGGACGCGGUGAAUAAUGCGGACCAGACCGAUGGCUCUCUAUACGACGAUGUGAUCCAAAACGGCGACGAGAUGACGUCGAUCGGCGGCCACUUCUUGGACGUGGAGAAGUCGAUCCCGAAGGCGCAGGCACAGACGAGCGACCGGCUACCGCCGAUCUCAGUCGAGCCGCACCAACACGAGCUUCACUCCGAUAACGUCGACAUAUCGAAGCCGUUUAUGGAACCCCCGCGAGUCACCAGAUACGAAAGCGACCAGGAUCAAUUCCCUCACGGGCCACGUAACCUGGAGGAGGAGGACAACGGCGCGAUGCCGGCGAUGCCGCUGCCCGCGACCGCCCGGAGAAAACGCUCCAUGGUAGUGUCGGACAGGAAAGUCCGCAGCGCCGACGUCGGCGUCAGCGGCAUCUACGAGGUCAUCUCCGAGGCGGACCUGGCGUUCAGCCCGGACACGCACACCGAGGCGGUGACGGUCUUCCAAGGUAGGAUACGUGAGGAGGUGGUCUACGGGAUCUGCCUGCCGAUGCCGGGCUUCAGCGCGCUCUUCAUCGUGGUCGCGCUCUCGGCGGUCGUGUCCGCCCUCGUGGCCGGCGCGAUGCUGCACCGGCUGCAGGCGCAACGGGAGACCGCCGCCGGCAGCAGGAAGAACAACACCGGCGAUGUACACGCGGACAACGGCUGGCUGCCUUACGGCCUGCUUCGCGUGCGCUGCACGGCGCAGCCCACGCACCCCGAGGAGCUGCAGCAGGAGCAGGCGACGAGCGUCUCACAGGUCGCCGCAGACCCAUCGGUCGAGCGAGGCUGACCACCAUCUGAGCGCCCGUGACGAGACGCGCCAGACGUGUCGGGGAAGAGACAAUGUGCAAUAAUACGCUGUACAAAGUAUCGUAAGUGCGGAAGAGGGCGAUUAUAUGUCAAGAGAGAGAGAGAGAGAGAGAGAGAGAGGGAAAAGGAGAGAUAACUGUCUCGCAUGCUGAGGUGAGAGGAGACGGUAGGAGAAAUGAGGUAAAUUUGUCGGGUUCUCCAAGUGUCGCAACCGCAUUGCGCUCUCGCGAAUCGCAGUCGCUGAGGAAUGCGUCUCUCGGCACGUGUUAGUACGAUUUUCACUCAUACGCUAUUCUAUAACUCUUGCAACGCGUAGAGCGGCGCUUCGAAAGAAAAAAAGAAAUUUUAGUCUAUCAACGAAUUUGUUCGCCCCAAUUUUAAUCAGUCUGGAUUGGUGAUGUUGAUUUAUGCGAUUUUCUUCUUCCUUUUCCUGUUGCUAUAAAAUUUCUUCUUUUCUUGGAAAUCUGCCAACUAUUUCACCCAGUAAAUAUCAACUAAUAGUAACAUUGCACAAAUGUUAUAAUUUUCCACUUAGCGUUUAUAAUUAUAAUGUUAUAAUUUUCCACUUAACUGUUACAUACGUCAUUUGUUAUAUUGCACUUACAUUGUUGAGUGGGAAAUUAUAAUUGUGGCGUAAUAUUACUGUGACAGUUGCAAUUAUCGCGUUUAUCGUCAAUUAUGAUACUCUAUGGGUAAACAAUAAACGGGUAAACUACACUGAGAGGAAAAAUGAAGAAUAAAAAAUAUUUAUAUAUUCUCUACUAACAUAUUUAUUUAAAUCUCUAAAUUCUUUUCUUUAAAUAAAAUAAAUAAUUGUUUUCAUAUGAAAAAGUAAGUUUUUAAAAAAAUUUAUAUUUUCUCCUUUAAAAAGUAUUUUAUAUUAAUAAAUAUGUUACUUUUUUUUGGUACCUACCGCGAAUAAAUAUCUUUGUAUGUCUUAAAUAUUACUUUCUUCAAUGUAUAUAUGAGAGAGAGAGAGAGAGAGAGAGAGAGAGAGAAAGAAAUUUCAUCUAUGUAGAGAAUGAGUAACUUAUGAAUGUCGUUAAAGAAUGUAUGACUUGCUUCAAAAUUAAUGAAGGAAAGCUUAUCUUCUUUUAAUUUUUGGAAUCCUGGUGUAAAUUUAUAAACGUUAUUUUCUAAACAAGUUAGAGUUCACAGAAUUGUCCGAUUAUAUGUUUACUUUCAGAGUUAAAUCUACUAACCUAUCAUAUAAUGAAAUAAAAAUUUUCAUGCAAUUUUUAAACAUUACAUGUAUAAUUGAUACAAGAGAUACAGUAACUGUCAAAAAACAGUUACAAAACGUAACUGUCUCAUAAUUUAAUAUCUUCAGUGAUUUAAAUAACUGCGUAAUUCCCCGAAUUGCGCGAAUUCUUUGUUUAAAUAAGCAUAUCUAGAUUUCUUUUCUCUUUAUUGCCAUCUUCUUUCAUUUGUUUUGAGAAACGGAAUACAAAAUAUAUCUAAUUUGUAUUUGCUAUAAGUUAAAAAAAUAUAAUAGUUUAAGUAAAUCAAAAGGAAUUUAAUAUUUUACCGCGAAACUUUUCCAGGCAUACCACUCAAGAGAUUAAUUACUCUUUUUAUGUACAUUUUAAUAUAACUCACAAUAUUCUACAUCGUUUACAUUAUCUACAUGAAAAAAGACCAUGUAUACAUCAGGCAAUAGUCAAAUAAUUCACGUAGACGUAAUCUCGAGAUCUACGACACAACGCUGGUUAUAUUGAUGCUUACUGGGCUGAAACGUGUCGCUCCGAGAACGAGGGCUUUGAAAGCGUUGCAUUGAAAAGCGCGUUGCAGAAUUACAGGAAUUACAGAAUAGGCACGUCGACACAAUGUUGAGUAUAAACGAGCGUUUCUCGAGAACACUCGCGAGUCGGGUCAAACCCGCGGCAGCACGAAAACUCACUCGAGAGUGAUUUAUCGUCGGCAAAUAGGUCGUGUUCUCGCGGUGAUUUGGCGCCUUAGUUUUAAUAAUGAUAAAAUAAAAAUCGUGGGUAUCGUAGAGAGGAAGCAACCUAAGAGAAUAAUAUCGAAGGUAAUCAUAAUUAUUACAUCUAGCAGUAUACUCGUAAGGAUACGUCUCGUCGUACAAAUGAUACAAGGAUCACACGAUCGCUUUGGCACACGUGUGUGCAAAUUGUCUUCCGGAGACGGACGUCGGUGUGUGCCUCUCGGAAUCCCGUCGUCCAUCCAACGGACCGCGGCGGGAUCGUGAGGCGUCGCCUUCGAGGUCUACAUAAGCGUUUCUCUCUCUUCUUUUAUUUAGAUAAUUAAACAGCUACUAUUAUCGUGCUACGAGUCUUUAGGGUACUGAAAUCGUUCGGUUCUACGGCGUUCUUUUUAUGUAUGCAGAGGUCGUUACGUUUCAACGAUUUGCUCUAAGGAGGCUAAAAGUAAUAUUUAUCUCGGAUAUGGCAAGAUGUGUAUAAAAUAUGUUAACAGUUAUAUACUGUGGAAGAACUGACACGAUGGAAAUAAACGUUUCAUUCCUAUCGCAUCCGUUCCUCUGCGUCUUCUCGAGCUUCCGCAAUCCGCGGGAUUUGUGCGCGACGUGUGUGUGGAAGAGGGCUUCCGUGGUUUACUUUAUUCCUCCUCUUCCCCCACCCCACCCCAUUUACAUUCCACGUGUAUAAACGGACUGUUUCAAACCGUGGUAUAUGAUAUAUGAAUCUAGCACAAGGAUAUGCGAUCCCUGCGGAACAUUCUUGACGAAAGCAUUUGACGAAACCCUUUCUUAUUGCCGCAAACGUGAUCCGUUUUACAAUUGAGUUUCUCUUCUUUAUUCUACUUCCUUUUUUUUUACACGAUAUACGUAAGUGAACAUAUCGGGAAUAUUCGUACAGAGAGAUCCCACCUAAGGUUUCUCUCAUCCAUUGAGGGUGAGAAAACGUUCCUCUCCUCUUUGAGAGACGAUCAGAAGAAACAUCAAUAGAUCUGUUCUUUUUAGCUAAACUGUCUGAACUGGUGCAAUAAGUCAGCGUGAUAUAUUUUGUUUCACUCUAACUUAUCGCAUCACACAGUUCAGGCAGUUCAGCUAAAAAGAAUAGACCAAAUAUAAGCGACGUCAAUGGACAAGAAAAUGACCUGACGAAAAAAAACGAAUUGACGUUUCGUUCAUUUGCUCGUCCGAACAGUUCUACACUUCUACGAAAGUUGCCAAGUAAAAUAAAAUAUUUAAGAUCGUUGUAGACCUUAAGUGAUAUCCGUACGUGUAUACACGUGUAAAAAGGAAAAACUCGUACUGCACUUAGAAUGCAGCGGCCUUAAUUUAAGCGCGCAUGAACGGCACUGAGAGUCAGAGGUGAAUUGUAACGCCAGCAUCAGAUGGCAAAGCAUCAAAGGCAAGGGAAAGAGAAACACUCGAGCAAGAGUGAGGCGAUAAAUACGGCUAUUUAGUUAAAAGAUUAUAUUUUUAUUUAAUAUAGAUAAACACAUUAGUGGCAAUAAAUAUAUUUACAGGA
Molecule: messenger RNA, 6213 nt
Organism: Odontomachus brunneus
Lineage: Eukaryota; Metazoa; Arthropoda; Insecta; Hymenoptera; Formicidae
Gene: m
Exons: 9
Coding region: 951-2738 (595 amino acids)
Source: RefSeq, a predicted model, not a curated record